UUGUGGAAAUGAUGCUCAUUGUAACACAAAAUACUCGAACAAGUGCGUUCCCAAGGCUGACGAACUAUAUUUAUCAAAUAAGUAGUGAAUGUUGCAUUUAAACAGUGAUUUCAAAGUAUGAAGAAAUUUACUCGUAAAUCCAAUGGUACAACCGGCGAGACAACGACAACAGACAAUGAAUCAAGUUCUGUUCUAUCUUCCUCGACGAACUCUGGUAGUGUGGCCGGUAGGGAGCCGAAGCGUGGUAAGGGCAAGUUCAAAGCUCGGCUCCCGAUGGUCCAGUGGGUUGCUGGUGUGGGUCGUAGCGAGAAGAACAAAAGUGCCAUCAUUUCUACACCACCCUGCUGUGGGCUGAACACUGCCAACGAUAAAGAGAUUCAAACGGAAAAACAAUUUUCCGACAAAUCUGUGCAAUGUGACGAGUUUGAUUGUUACGUAUCAGAAAACAGAUCUCAAUAUACAACCCAUCAGGGAACGACAAUCGAUCCCAUUAUCGAUGAGCAGCUAGACCUGAUCCGUGGAAAUCGUCGUUUUCACGUUCAUCACGGUGGGUGCGACUGCUGCUGCCUGUAUUACGAACCAAAUGCGCCAAUAAUGCUGGGGCCUGGGCAGCUUCCUUUCCGCACUCCGCUGCAUGACGGACGGCGUCGAAGUCUUGACCAGGGCAGUGCAAUCAGUGUGUUCGGGUAUACUAAUCGAUCAGUGGACCUGCACGAGAACUAUCUGCCCGGUGAACAACGUUUGUUUAGGAAAAAUAAUCUCAUAUCUCACCCAAGUGAUAGUGAAAUGUGGAAGAGUAAUCAAAACAGAGUGGCGCGAGUUGAAGGGAAUGUGCGCGUUGAAAAUCAGUGGUAUUCAUCGCAGCCGUCGUUGAAUUAUGUUCCAGAUCCAGAUGCAGAAGAUCGAUCAUUUUCCAGGAAAAAUGCGCACCGAAAAGUAGGCCGCGUGAGUCCGUUUGUGGCGGGGCGGUUGGUUGUGGAAGAAGAAGAUGAAGACGAAGAAGACUGUGAAGUGGAAUACAACGAAAAACCGCACCAAGUGGGAAAUAAUUUAUCGGGUGAGCUCGAGCAGCAGGCUUACUUGGUGUUGGGCAUGAACAGUCAAGCGCGAAGGCCAUUCAGACGGAAAAUAUGUACUCCGCCGUUCAAUAAGCGGAUAACGAUGCCGCCGGAACAUUUCAAGCAAUGGCCAUCGGAAUUAACUUAUGAGACUGAUCAACACAAUAACUACAGACACAGCUUACCCGUUUAUAACUCACAUGACUCUCAAGGCACACAAGUUAUUGUAAACAAUUUUCGACGAACGGGCAAUGUUUUGCAUGGAUCCAUAUCUGAAACCCAGCAUGACGUGUCCGGAGCUAUUGAUAGCAAUUCGAUCUUGUUUCGUAGCACGGCAGAUGAUCUGCAUAGACUAGGGCAAACGGCUAUGGAUUCAAGGCGAAGACGAGACCAACGAAAUUUAGACUCAAACUUUUCAAAACAAAAUGUUGCAGUCCCCAACCGACUCCAUCCGCCACCAAAGUCCGAAGCAACCAGAUCCUCCGUCCCGCCGACAAGCGGUUUGAGCUUGUAUAGUAGACUAAGCGGCAGCAUCCAGAACCUGUUCAUUAGUGGCGGUGGUAGCAGAAGCCAACAGUCCGGUUCGACAUCGACGGCUGCUCGGUCGGGUUUCAGUAAAAGUGAGAACAAUUUGAACGAGCUUAGUAGGCGCCGCGCGGCUCGCGAUCGAUUCUUACCGUUCGGUUCGCGGGGAAAAGUGCGACAGCGACGGGCAAAUAAUUUCCUUACGAGCGGGGGAGGAAGCUUCUUCACGUACAACUACGCCGACGAGGAGGAAAGCAAGUGGAAGAAGUACUUCAGUUUUGGCAGCAUGAAUCUAUUGCGGAAGCAGAAAGCGAAACCGGUUAAUGCAGCGCAAUCGAAAAGAAUUCAAGACUUGGACGGAAGUUUCUUCGAGAAGUUCGGCUCCAUCUUGCGCCAGAAGUCAAUUCACCAUGACGAGCACGUCGUCCUGGAACCCUUCCCGGAGCAACCCGCCGAAAAUCAGUCGUUCAACGCGUCGGAAGCGAUCCGCGAGGCCGACGACAGUGGCAACGAAACGCUUCCGGACAGUGACACCGAGGAGCAGCAGGACAAACAGAACGAGUUUAUUGGCGACGCGUUUGGAUGGAAUAUAGAGGAGCUGUACGAAGAAGUGCUUUUUGAAAUUUUCAACAAUGUAGGUUGUGACGACGAUGAGCUGACCGAAGACAGCUUGGUUCACUACGUUCAGGAUGCAUUUAAAAUUUCCAACGAAAAGCACGAGGAAAUCAAGAAGGUGGCUCGAAACAAGGAACCACCGGAAAUUUGCCUCAACGUGGAAGUAAUCGAGGCCAAAGAACUGGAACCCAAGGACUCGAACGGACUGUCGGACCCAUUUGUGACUAUGUAUAUCGCAUCGAAUCCCACCCAUCGGUACAAUACGUCGGUGAAGUCUGCUACCCUGGAUCCAGUUUGGGAAGAACAUUUUUCACUGCCUAUUGAUGAGAAUGCAAACGAUGCUAAUCUUAUCGUUGAAGUGUGGGACUUUGAUCCGGCAGAAACGGUUAAAGAGAAAAUGAACAAGGUAUUCGAUGUAAAGGGUGUGCGCGGAUUGAGAAAGCUGAUGAAGGAGAUUGCAGUUACGGCUUCUACCGGAAAGCACGACAAUGAGUUGAUCGGUCGAGCCAGUAUUCCAUUGAAGUCCAUACCUGCAUCUGGUUUGGUGAUGUGGUACAAUCUCGACAAGAAGAACAAACUCAAGCGCCAGGGGACGAUUAGGAUAAGACUGAACUUCAGCUCACAGAAAAACAAUCAGGUGGCAGCACAGGAGCACAGGCAUCUUCUUCGAAUACUGCUACUUCACGAGCUGGAAACCUCAAAAGUGGCACCCUACUGGUGGUCCGGAAAGUUCACCACCCAAGGGGAAUACGUACUAACGCAACACUCUGCCCAAAGUAGUCUUUCCUCGACGGCUGGUGCUUUCAUACAGUGGUCCGUUUACAGCGCCAUCCACGCUAAUCACCCGCUCGCUUUCGGGCUGUUUGACGGUAUUCUAGACAAAGUGGUUCGUGCAAUCCAGCUGAAAGCAGUUUCCGAAGAAGAACUGAAACUGUUUUGGGAAGCUACCAAGAAACUCCUUCCGUCCUGCUUUUCCGUAAUUCGCAAACUGCGAAAGAAGACCGCUGGAGAUAAGCUGGUAGUUAAGAUGCUUACCGAUGUUUUGAACAUCAUUGCCAAAGUUGCUCUACUGGAACCCCCAGAGGGUACAGAUCUAUUCCCCAUACAGCAAUACAGUUGGAUCCGAUCGAACACUUUGGAGCCCAACUGGGAUAUUCGAGAGGCGGUUUCUAGUGCUGUCGUCAGUGGCGCUGAAGAUUGGUUCAACAGCAUUAAGGAAGGACAUUUUGUCGAGUCGGGGCUGGAUGAGGAUCGUCUGCAAAAUUUGAUAAAGAUCAUUCAGCUGGUUCGAUCGGAUAUUCAGCGAUCGAUCGAGCACUAUGAUAAACUAUUCCAAGAAAUACUACACUUCCAAUAUACCAAAGAACUUUACAUAACUCAUGAGCUUAAGCUAGCCGAAGUGAUCAAACCGUGUGUGGAGGAAAUUUGCCGAGCCCUGAGGCGCAUCGAAAUCCCCGAGUCCAACACUGCAUUUAUGGAGUACGAAGACAUCAACAUGGGAACGACCUUGUUCGAGCUAUACCUGGUGCUGAAGCGUUUCUCCAAGCUGGGUCCGGCCCUUAGUCCCGGCGAGUCCAACUUUGCCAUCGACGAGUAUCACAAUUGGUUUACGGCCGGUGUGACCCAUUGGUUGGACAUUUCCGUGUAUAAGGCCUUGAUGCGAAUUCACAAGGCUAUUGAGCUGGACAAGCUGCAACCGGUGGACGACACCGUCAAGUAUUCCUCCUCUGCUGUGGAUACGUGUGCAAUCUUCUACCAGAUCAAAAUCUUCUGGCAACAGCUGGACUGGCCCGAUGUGGAAGGAGCCUACAUCUUCGUGGCGAAGAUUGUUGAUGACAUUUGUCGCUGUUGCGUCUUCUACGCUGACCGCAUGUCAGCGCGAGUGGAAAAGCUUGGUUUGGUGGAAAACGUCUACGAAAAGAAGUUCGAAGUUACCCCGGAGUGGUGCCUCGCCAUCAACAACAUCGACUACAUUCGUCAGAGCUUGAAACCCUUCGCCUCUGAGCUCGGCGUUGACGAUAUCAUCAACCGCCUGUCGGAUGUUCAAAGCCCUUCCGAAGCGGAACGAUGUGCACAGACGCUUCGUGCCGUUCUGGAGAAUGCAAUUGAUACCGAAAAGAACAAGAUUUUAGAUCUGGUUGAAAAGCUGGCAAAGAAGAUGGCACCAGCUAUGCGACGAUUCCUGGUGGAAGGGGCCGAACUACUGCAGCAAGAUUCCAACUCCAUGGAUCGAUUGAUGAUGUACAUGGAAGAUUCCCUGUCAAUGCUGAACAGUGAGCUGAACGAAAUCAAUUUUGAGCGAGUGUUGGACGCCAUCUGGAGUGAAUUGACAACAAUUUUGUACGACCUCAUUCAAAGUAAUCUCGAUAAACGCCGUCCCCCAGCAUUUUUCGCAAAUCUACGUGACACGUUGCACAUCAUGGUACAGAAUUUCAAGAGUGCAGAGAAUCGUGAAUCUCAACACGCUUCUGACCGAGACACGUUGAUUCACAUUGAGCGGCUCCUGCAACUUCAUGGAUAUGAAACAACCGAUCUUAUUCAUCAGUAUUACAUCGAUAGAGUCAAGGAGCAGGAGCAGGCCGAGGAGGACAACAUCUUUGGAUUGCUGGCGGUGCAGUGUUUCUUCAAGGGGAACGUUCUGGAGUUGGAGAUCAUGAACGCGCGCAACCUCAGACCGAUGGAUUCCAACGGCACAUGUGACUCUUUUGUGCGAGUGCAUUUCAUACCGGAAGAGCGCUUCGUCGGUGUAACCAAGCCGCGCACGAAUACUCAAUCGAAAACGUUAUUCCCGCUGUAUGAUGAAAAGUUCGUUAUUACAUUCACCCCAGAGCAACGGGCCGUGAAGGACGCCGUCAUUUUGUUCAGCGUGAAGGACAAGGAUCUAUUUGGGAUGUCCAACCAAUACCUCGCCGAGUGUUACUUAAGCUUCAACGAUAUUGCAGACAUUUCUGGAGAGAGCGGUAAAAUUGAACAGAAGCAUAUGAAACUGACCAGGCCGUACCGAUUGGAUACCGACUGCGUGAGGGCACUGGAGUACCGGCAAGGUGAUAAGCAAGCGAAAGAUUUCAUCAAGAAGCUUAGACAGAAAAUGGGUUGAGGAGAACCAUACCAACUGUAGUUUGUGCCUUUUUCUUGGUAAUCCAUCCUUAAUUGUUGAAAGCUGUGUAUCGUUCUUAUUUUAUAACGCUUUAUGUGAAUGCCCCUCAAAGAAAACUAGAGACUUUGUCUAUAAUAAA
This is a messenger RNA of Armigeres subalbatus, 5434 nucleotides long. RefSeq names its product protein unc-13 homolog 4B (gene stac). The record is from RefSeq and is a predicted model, not a curated record. Gene Ontology annotation, cellular component: secretory vesicle. The transcript is spliced from 12 exons. Bases 118 to 5295 code for a protein of 1725 amino acids. NCBI's taxonomy places the organism in Eukaryota, Metazoa, Arthropoda, Insecta, Diptera, Culicidae.